AUGCCGCGUUCGUUCCUGGUUAAGAGCAAAAAAGCUCACAGUUACCACCAGCCGCGCUCCCCGGGACCUGACUAUUCCCUCCGCCUGGAGAAUGUCCUGGCGCCAGGCGGAGCAGACGGCACCUCGAGCACAGGCGGGGCGAAGGCGGAGCUCCGGGGCCGUGUGUCCCCCGAGUCUCAGCUGACCGAAGCCCCCGACAGAGCCUCCGCGUCCCCUGGCAGCUGUGAGGGCAGCGUGUGCGAUCGGAGCUCGGAGUUUGAAGAUUUUUGGAGGCCUCCGUCGCCUUCUGUGUCUCCAGCCUCGGAGAAGUCGGUGUGCCCGUCGCUGGACGAAGCUCAGCCCUUCCCCCUGCCCUUCAAGCCGUACUCGUGGAGCGGCCUGGCGGGUUCCGAUCUGCGGCACCUGGUGCAGAGCUACCGGCCGUGCGCGGCCCUGGAGCGCGGCGCCGGCCUGGGCCUCUUCUGCGAGCGCGCCCCGGAGCCAGGCCAUCCCGCGGCCCUGUACGGCCCGGAGCGACCUGCGGGCGGCGCGGGGGCCGGGGCGCCCGGGGGAGGCAGCGCAGGAGGUGGAACUGCCGGCGGCGCGGGCCUGGGGCUCUUCGGCGACUUCGGGCCCGCGGCGGCAGGACUGUACGAGCGGCCGGCCACCGGCGGACUGUACCCGGAGCGCGGCCACGGGCUGCUCGGCGACAAAGGCACGGGCGUCAAGGUGGAGUCGGAGCUGCUGUGCACCCGCCUGCUGCUGGGCGGCGGCUCCUACAAGUGCAUCAAGUGCAGCAAGGUGUUCUCCACACCGCACGGGCUCGAGGUGCACGUGCGCAGGUCCCACAGCGGCACAAGACCCUUUGCGUGCGAGAUUUGCGGCAAGACCUUCGGGCACGCGGUGAGCCUGGAGCAGCACAAAGCCGUGCACUCGCAGGAACGGAGCUUUGACUGUAAGAUCUGUGGCAAGAGCUUCAAGAGGUCAUCUACGCUGUCCACACAUCUGCUCAUCCACUCAGACACCCGGCCCUACCCUUGUCAGUACUGCGGCAAGAGGUUCCAUCAGAAGUCAGACAUGAAGAAACACACCUUCAUCCACACUGGCGAGAAGCCCCACAAGUGCCAGGUGUGUGGCAAAGCAUUCAGCCAGAGCUCCAACCUCAUCACCCACAGCCGCAAGCACACAGGCUUCAAGCCCUUCGGGUGCGACCUGUGUGGAAAAGGCUUCCAGAGGAAGGUGGACCUCAGGCGGCACCGGGAGACGCAGCAUGGGCUCAAGUGA
This is a messenger RNA of Budorcas taxicolor (takin), 1263 nucleotides long. RefSeq names its product growth factor independent 1 transcriptional repressor (gene GFI1). Lineage: Eukaryota; Metazoa; Chordata; Mammalia; Artiodactyla; Bovidae. The coding region runs from base 1 to 1263 and encodes 420 amino acids. The transcript has 6 exons. Gene Ontology annotation, cellular component: nucleus. The record is from RefSeq and is a predicted model, not a curated record.